GGUAGUCAUUCAGUGUGACUUUACAGAGCAGCAGUUGUGUGAUUGGGAGAGAGAGAGAGAGAGAUGAGCUUUCAAGAUGUGCAGAAUGGCGGAGGAGGAAAGGGAAAGAAGGCGUCAGCAUCUCCGUCGCAGGCGGUGGCUGCCGGCAUAUUUCAGAUCAACACUGCCGUUGCCACUUUCCGUCGACUCGUUGAUGCCAUCGGAACUGCCAAGGAUACUCCCGAUCACCGCCAAAAGCUGCACAAAACGAGGCAACGCAUACUGGAGCUCGUCAAAGACACCUCUGCGAAACUCAAAUCCCUAAGCGAAUCUGAUCGCCAGAGCAAUGUCAAUCCCCGUAAGCAGAUUGAAGAUGCCAAGCUUGCAAGAGAUUUUCAAACCACAUUGCAAGAGUUCCAGAAAGUUCAACAUCUUGCCUCCGAGCGCGAGUCUACUUACAUGGCAACAGCGACGGCAACCUCUGCUGCCUCUGCCUCUGCCUCUGGGGAGCAUUUGGAACCAACAGGGGAUGAGUACCGUCAGCCUUUCCUUCAGGGCCAAAAGAGACAAGAAGUGGUGCUGCUGGAUAAUGAGAUUGGUUUCAAUGAGGCAAUAAUUGAGGAAAGGGAACAGGGUAUUCGAGAUAUAGAAGAACAAAUUGGAGAAGCUAGUGAAAUAUUCAAGGACCUCGCAGUUCUUGUUCAUGAGCAAGGUGUAGUCAUUGAUGACAUUCAUUCAAAUAUUGACAACUCUUCUGCUGCAACGACCCAAGCUAGAGUUCAGCUAUCGAAGGCUUCCAAAGGUGUUAAAACGAGAUCAUCGUGGUGUUGGUGGGUGCUGGCAAUCGUUGUAGUGGUGAUUGUAGUUGUCCUCAUCAUCCUUAUCAUAUAAUAUGCAAGUACAUAUACAGUAUCACUGUGCCUCUCCGCGACAAAAUGACAAUGGGUGUGUGGUGAAUUAUUUGCUCUAAAGACUUUCUGGUUGAGAUUUUUUGGUAUUGAAGUUAGAAACCUUUUUGUUUCUGUGUCUUUUACUUUGAGCAGGUUUUGGUUGUUUUAAAGAGUAGCAAUCGUGUAACCUCUAUAAUGUUUCUUCGGCUUCUCAUCUGUAAUAUGUUGGUCUUGAAUGUGUCUACUAGCUUUUGCUUCUGAUUUACGGUGGUUCUGUUACUGAUCGUUGAAACGUUUUUAUGUAUUUUCCUGUAACUUGUAUGGAAUUAAUGGAAUGAGACUAGGAUUCA
Molecule: messenger RNA, 1219 nt
Organism: Fragaria vesca subsp. vesca
Lineage: Eukaryota; Viridiplantae; Streptophyta; Magnoliopsida; Rosales; Rosaceae
Product: syntaxin-22-like
Exons: 7
Coding region: 64-870 (268 amino acids)
Biological process (GO): vesicle fusion; vesicle-mediated transport; intracellular protein transport
Cellular component (GO): endomembrane system; SNARE complex; membrane
Molecular function (GO): SNAP receptor activity; SNARE binding
Source: RefSeq, a predicted model, not a curated record